Molecule: messenger RNA, 733 nt
Organism: Megalopta genalis
Lineage: Eukaryota; Metazoa; Arthropoda; Insecta; Hymenoptera; Halictidae
Biological process (GO): heme transport
Cellular component (GO): lysosomal membrane; plasma membrane
Molecular function (GO): heme transmembrane transporter activity; heme binding
Source: RefSeq, a predicted model, not a curated record
AUUUACUUUUAUCAGAAACAGUUAUUGAGCUACGUAACUUUAAACAUGGCUUCGUAAUGUACUAAAAAGAAUAGUUUUUGCAUAACAUAAAUACGAGCAUAGUGCGGCUCAUGCAUCUGAUUCGCGAACAGUGAAACCAACAAUUGCAAAAUGUCAAAAAACAUUUUGAUACAUUUAAUAAUAUGUGGUAUCGGUGUGUUUAUAGGAGUAUCAGCCUGUAUCUUUUUUUUCGUUAUUCACGGAAACCAUGAGGUUGGAUUUUGGUCAAUCCUAUCAGGUAUUGUAGCUGCAGUAUGUUUUCAUUUACAUUGGGUCAAAGGGAAAGGAACUUUAGUAAGAUGGCACUCGAAAACUACAUUAGAUGUUCUAAAUUAUAUUGGCUUUUCAACUGCCCUUUGUGGUUUCACAGCGAUGAUUUGGUACCUCUUUGUUACAUUUUAUUAUAAUAUUCCAAUUGAACCACUUUCUACAAGUACAUCGAUAACAGCCAUUUAUGCGAUGAUAUGUGGUAAAUGGGGUAUUAUAUUAACAUAUCAUUCUCACAAAUUUGAGCUGAUUAUUCAGGAACAGCAAGCACCAAUAUUGACUGAAAGUAAUACCCAAGAUUUGUUGUACUGAUAAGAGCGAACAGAUUUUUUAUAUACUAGAUUUUUUAUACACUGUUAAAACAUAAAAGUCGAUAAAUCUCUUUUUAAUAAAAUAUAUUCUCAUAAAAAUAUAACAAAAUCAAUUA